UUCGUGACCAGCAUUCACCAGAACGUUUAAACUUUGACAGUGAUUUGUGACCUCUCCGCGACAACCCAACCUUGAGGAAAACGCGCCCUCAUGUACUAGAGCACAUCUGAAGCUCACGAGUUCGAUAGCGAGUCAACCAUGGACUGUAACGUUUUCAAUCCAGUCGAUUUGCCUUGCGGUCGUACUAUUGAGAACAGGCUGGUGAAGACAGCUAUGUACGAGCAUAUGGCAAAUUUCUCUGGUGGCCCACCAAACGAAUUCCACUAUGGCUUAUACUCAGAAUGGGCAAAGCAUGGCUGGGGAAUGAUUCUCACUGGAAAUGUCCAGGUCUCACCUCAGCAUCUGACCUUGGGCCGUGACAUCGUUGUACCACCCACACUUGAUGCAGAGGACGUCAAACCCUUCAAGAAGUUGGCGGAAGUUAUCCAUGGAGCUGUCGAUGGCACGCGCUCCCUGGCUAUCAUGCAGCUAUCACACGCUGGACGCCAAUCAGCGAAUUUUAUUGGUGGUCGACUGCCUUUUGUUCCACCACUGGCCCCCAGUUCUGUCCGUGUUGGGGCAAGACAUGAUGAAAAUCGUGGAGGGGGCGCAAUAUCUAACCUGAUAUUUCAUGCGUUGUUCCAAGUUCCUACGGAGAUGACCGCACUGGACAUUCUCCAUGUCCAAUCCAGCUUCGUGCGAGGCGCUCUCUUGGCGUACAAAUCAGGCUUCGAUGGAAUCCAGCUUCAUGCUGCCCAUGGAUAUUUACUGGCACAGUUCAUGAGCCCUAAGAGUAAUAUUCGGAACGACAAAUAUUCAGUAGCACCGGAAAACGCCACUCGCAUGCUGUCCGAGAUAAUUGAAGCUAUCCGCAAGGUGGUGCCGACUACUUUCAUAAUCGGAAUCAAAAUCAACUCGGCUGACUACGUAACUUCUGGAAACACCGAGGAAAUAUCUCAGGAAAGCGAACGACGUGUCCUGGAUCACAUUCGCACCAUUGCAAGUUGGGGUGUCAUCGACUUUAUCGAGAUUAGUGGAGGAGAUUACGAAAAGCCCGACUUUAUGGCAUGCAGUGGAUCUCGAAAACUAGACCGCCAAGCCUUCUUUGCGCAAUUUUCACGGACAGUCAUGAAGGACCUUCACCGAUCGCCUGUCCCUUUCUCUUCCGUCCCACUCAUUCUACUGACUGGCGGCCUCCGUUCCCACUCUCACCUACAAGCUGCCUUGAUGUCGAGGCACGCCGACUUGCUAGGCAUCGGAAGAUGCGCUGUCCUCUGUCCCGACCUACCCAAGAUCCUACGAUUACAGCUACGAAAUAACAAAUCUUCUAGCACUUGGGUUGAUAAACCCUUUACACGGGAACCAGAAGCAGUGUUCAGAGCUUCUAAAUGGGUACCAAGUGUAAAGCUCAUUGGCAGCGGCGUCGGGACUGCAUGGUAUACCACUAGAAUGAGGGACAUUGCUAUCUCCCAGAUCAAGAACCCUAGAGCAGAACCACCCGCGGACUACAACAGAGGAGGAUUAAUCGCUGUGUUCACGAUGUGGGCUUGGUUCGACUCUAGAAUAGCCCCGAUUUGGGUCCUAGGAAUACUCAUGGUCCUUGUUGUCACGGCCGGGUUUUCUUGUCAGCAAUAAAAAUGGCGUCAUUGGUACACCGGGCUGAUCGGGACGUUCAUGCCAGUGCGGCCUCCGAGCAGGGUAGGAGGGCCGAAGGCAACUUGGCGCUCCAUUGCUUAUUCCCAAGGUAGUAGCCAAUUCCCACCAAUUGUCACAUCCCAGCUAGGAGACACUGGAGAAAAUCGUACAUUUCAUAGGACGGACUGCUCAUCACUAUUCGAUAUGUAUUUGAGUUAAGCAAUUUGAUG
Messenger RNA from Suillus fuscotomentosus, 1844 nucleotides. RefSeq lists its product as uncharacterized. Gene Ontology annotation, molecular function: oxidoreductase activity; FMN binding. The record is from RefSeq and is a predicted model, not a curated record. The coding region runs from base 139 to 1614 and encodes 491 amino acids. Lineage: Eukaryota; Fungi; Basidiomycota; Agaricomycetes; Boletales; Suillaceae. The transcript is spliced from 5 exons.